AUGUCGGACGUUGUAAGCUCUUUGGUUUCUCCUGAACUGAAUUUAAAGCAAUAUGUUUGUAGUAAUGUGAACGAGAUAAUUCGAAUACUUGAAGGUCUAAGUCAUGAUCGGAAAGAAUAUGAUUAUGCUGUUUACAAAUUGGAACAAGUUGUUCAUAUUGGGGUCCGUAGUGACACGCAAGGCUUGUGGCAGCGAAUAUUUCCUGAUCAAUUUCUAAAUGAUUUUAUUGUUGCCUAUAAUAUACUUUCGGAAGAAGAAUCUCAGCCUAUGGAUGUAACGCACCGACCUUCAGUUGUCUAUACAGCAUCUCCUGGUCGCCCGUCAAUUGAUAUACCAAGAGAGACAUUAAAGAUGUACCUUAACUUUGGAUUUUCAUUAAUUAAAAUAUCAGAAAUGUUGGGUGUCAGUCGGAAAACAGUUAGCAGAAGAAUUGGGUUGUCAGAAGAAGUUCCUCGACAUACUGAAAUAUGA
Molecule: messenger RNA, 471 nt
Organism: Paramuricea clavata
Lineage: Eukaryota; Metazoa; Cnidaria; Anthozoa; Malacalcyonacea; Plexauridae
Source: the annotation of a GenBank genome assembly